AUGAUUUUGCAAAACCAAAAGAUGUUAUCUUUGUAUCCAUCGCUUGUAUUGAUUGGUUUGGUUGCCAUCAAUGGUGUGAUUCUUCAGUCGAGCCCUUCUUCGUCUGCACCGUCGGCUGUAAGCGUUACCACAACACAGUCUGGUGUCACCACUUCGUCGGGACAAUCGGCUGCAGGUUCUUCAGCAGCACCUUCUGGUGUGAGUACCACUCCCUCGGGUGUCAGUGCCUCUGCGGGACAAUCGACUGCUAAGAAUUCAGUGGCGCCGUCGGGGGUCAGUACAACUGGCGGUCAAUCAGCUACGAGUGCCGCUUCUCAGCCAUCGGGUGUGAGCACAACCACUGGUCCAUCUGCUGCCAGUCCUUCAUCUCAAUCGUCGGCUGUCAGUACAGGCGCUGGCGGUAACUCUUCGCAGGCAUCGGCUGGCAGUGGAUCCACUGGUCAAUCAGGUGGUAGUCCCGCACCGCAGCCAUCGGGAGGUAAUACUACGGGAGCGUCCGGUGCGGGUUCAUCACCAACACAAUCGUCUUCGACAGCCGGCACACCCGCAUCGAACACCACAGGCACCAGCGGUGACAUCGGAACCGUUGGUUCAGCCAAUAGCCUCGGAUCCAAGAAAACAGCCCCGAAAUCGGCCGACACUAAGACCUCAGCGAAGCCUACGUCAGGAAAGACUGGACCGAAAUCUAAGUCGAAAUCAAAGUCAGAUAAUUCUCGAGGAAAGGGCGAUAAGAAAAGCGACGAAACCCUUCGCUCGGCUUAA
Messenger RNA from Medioppia subpectinata, 762 nucleotides. The record is from the annotation of a GenBank genome assembly. Lineage: Eukaryota; Metazoa; Arthropoda; Arachnida; Sarcoptiformes; Oppiidae.